This is a messenger RNA of Pararge aegeria (speckled wood butterfly), 2866 nucleotides long. It is a transcript of the gene lute, whose product is annotated as BTB/POZ domain-containing protein 6. Gene Ontology annotation, biological process: neurogenesis. The transcript is spliced from 7 exons. Bases 142 to 1929 code for a protein of 595 amino acids. Lineage: Eukaryota; Metazoa; Arthropoda; Insecta; Lepidoptera; Nymphalidae. Gene Ontology annotation, cellular component: cytosol. Gene Ontology annotation, molecular function: protein binding. The record is from RefSeq and is a predicted model, not a curated record.
AGAUUAUAUGCGCACGCGCAUAGUACCUACAUUCAAGCCGCGUUCGAACUCUAGUGUUCUAUAUAUUCAAACGUUUGGUGAUGUGAUGUGUUGUGUGACAAUUUAUACUGGAUAUGUUCGCUACUAGUGUUAAAGGAUGAAAUGAAGGGGAGAGCUACACGGUCGCCUAGGAAAUUGCCUGUUAUAUUGGGAAAAGUAUUCCUGCGUUGGGUCUUUACUAAAGCGGAUUUAGUAUUUUUUAUUUAUAGGGUAUUCUGGUAUGCGUUUCACUCCCGGUCAUCGAUGAAUAGCAGCGUAGACUUUUUCGAGAGCCUCAUCGACGAAGACGGGCGUUUUGCAGAACUGAACUGCCAAGAGACCUCGCAUCGUGUUCACAGGCGACGUAACAACGUUGUGCAACGGGCUAGACCUUUAGUGCAAGCAGAAAACAUCAAUAAUGGCGGAGGAUUAUCAUUGUCGCCUCCACACACAAUAUCACAACGUGAGACAGGGACUCAGGUGUCACAAUGUUACAGUGGCCCACCUUCUCCAUGUGGGUCAACCAGUUCGGCUCCAUCACCCACUCUCUCACCUGCACCUCCUCCUGGAACAGCAACCUUAGACCCCAACUGGCAAGCCACAAAACCUACAGUCCGUGAACGUAAUGCAGCAAUGUUUAACAAUCAGUUAAUGGCUGAUAUCACAUUUAUAGUAGGGGGCCCAGGGCACACACAAGUAAUACCAGCUCAUAAAUAUGUUUUGGCAACUGGUAGUUCAGUAUUUUACGCCAUGUUCUAUGGAGGCUUGGCAGAGUGUAAACAAGAAAUAGAGGUACCAGACGUUGAGCCAUCUGCAUUCCUCAUAUUACUCAAGUAUUUAUAUUGUGAUGAAAUUCAAUUAGAGGCAGAUACAGUACUAUCAACAUUGUAUGUUGCUAAGAAAUAUAUAGUGCCACACCUAGCAAGAGCCUGUGUGAACUACUUGGAAACAAGUCUGACAGCCAAAAAUGCAUGCUUGCUCCUAAGCCAAUCGCGUUUGUUUGAGGAGCCAGAAUUAAUGCAGAGGUGCUGGGAAGUUAUUGAUGCACAGGCUGAGAUGGCCCUCACAUCAGAAGGUUUUGUUGACAUUGAUGUAUCUACUCUUGAAUCAGUGUUGGCAAGAGAGACGCUUAAUUGCAAGGAAAUAAAUUUAUUUGAAGCAGCAUUAGCUUGGGCUCAUGCUGAAUGUUUGCGUAGAGAGACUGAUGUGACUCCAGCAAACAAAAGAGCCAUGCUUGGCAGUGCCAUAUAUCUAAUCAGAUUCCCAACAAUGACAUUAGAGGAGUUUGCAAAUAGUGCAGCCCAACUAGGCAUACUCACACCUCAAGAAACUAUAGAUAUAUUUCUACACUUUACUGCAGCGAGUAAGCCACUAUUAUCCUAUCCUAUUAAAGCAAGAGCUGGACUCAAAGCUCAGAUUUGCCACAGAUUUCAAUCAUGUGCAUACAGAAGUAACCAGUGGCGAUACAGAGGAAGAUGUGAUUCAAUACAAUUCUGUGUUGAUAAAAGAAUAUUCGUAGUUGGUUUUGGACUCUAUGGAUCAUCAAAUGGUGCAGCAGAUUACAAUGUGAAGAUCGAGUUAAAACGAUUAGGACGAGUGUUAGCUGAGAAUAAUACAAAAUUCUUCUCUGACGGAUCAAGUAACACAUUCCAUGUGUACUUUGAAAACCCCAUACAAAUUGAGCCUGAAUGUUUUUACACAGCUUCAGCUAUACUAGAUGGGAGUGAAUUAAGUUAUUUUGGUCAAGAAGGACUGAGUGAAGUGUACAUGGGCACAGUGACAUUCCAAUUUCAUUGUUCCUCGGAGAGUACAAACGGAACAGGCGUGCAAGGUGGUCAGAUUCCAGAACUUAUUUACUAUGGACCGACUGUCAACACUUCCAUGACUAACACAAAUUCUAAUGAGGACUGACAACUGAUGAGUAGACUGAAACCUCUAAACUAUUAUUCAUUAUAAUACAACAAAUGGCAUUUCUAAUUGGAACUCUAGGCCAGGAUGUCUAAAUAUUUAUAAAGGUUUAUUUAUAAUAUAAAUCAUUCCCAUGUUAAAUUAUUUUGUUGAGUAUAAAAAUCCUGUGUAUAUUGUUGAAAAAGGAUAGAAGUACCUUAAGAAUGUGAUAUGGGUGUUGUAAAAGCUCUCUAGUAAGUAGAUUUAGAAAAUUUAUAAUAUAGGUCUUCAAGUUCACUGCAAUAAAUUUAAAUAGCUUAAUAUUUUGUUUUAUUUAGUUCAUAACGAUAUACAAUCUGAUUUUAGCAGAGAGGUCUAUGCAGUGAGAGAUAAAAAAGGACCCAAAAAAUAGUAUUGAAUCAUCAUUAUUCUCAGCCUAAUAAUUUCCCAUACCUGAGCAAAGACCGCCAUUUAGAACAUAGAUUCUCUGCACCAAUAUGAGUUCGUAAGCUUUGAACGAUGAUUAUAAAACGUAAGUUGUACUUCAUUUGAGAUUAUAACUGGGACCGAAUACUUCACGAGCUCUCCAAUGGAAAUGGACAUUUUCCUAUUCCCAGGAUUGUACUGAGAAUGUUAUUACAGAAAAACGAAAAACCUAAAAAUGUAGAUUGUCUUGUAUUGUGUCGAGAUGUUGUAGAAAUUCGACCCAGAAGUUAAACAUAACUUAUAUAGCCAAUAUUAAACUUUGGAGUAACAUAAACUAGUUGGGGAUUGAUCGAAACUAACAUUAUUGAAGCUAAUGUGGAUGUGACAUUAAUUUACAUGUAAACUUACACUAAAGCCAAAUCUGAACAACCUACGAUCUGAAGAUUAUAAUAAUGAUUAUUAAUUUUGGACAUGCUAACAACGAGACCAAUGAAGCAGUUAUAAUUUAGAAAAUAAAACUAAUUAGUAACAGUAA